Molecule: messenger RNA, 927 nt
Organism: Drosophila elegans
Lineage: Eukaryota; Metazoa; Arthropoda; Insecta; Diptera; Drosophilidae
Product: antigen 5 like allergen Cul n 1-like
Exons: 2
Coding region: 25-813 (262 amino acids)
Source: RefSeq, a predicted model, not a curated record
UUCAGUGCAAAAACAGCAGCUGAAAUGGCCAUUAAGUCUCUGAUUCUGCUUAGUGCCUUGGUGGGAUUCACCCUGGCGGUGGACUACUGUGCCCUGCCCACUUGUCUGGACAAGCACAUCGCCUGCAACAACAAAGGGAACUUCAGCGAAAACUGCCCCAAGGAUGUGCGUGAAGUGAAGAUUGAACCGCACCACAAACUGAUCCUGACCCUCUUCAACGAACUCCGCAACAACGUGGCUGGAGGAAGAGUGGAAGGCCUACCGAAGGCUGUUCGCAUGGCCAAGAUGUCCUGGUGCGAGGAGCUUGCCCACCUGGCACUGCUCAACGUGCACACCUGUGAAUCCCUGCCGGACAAGUGCCGCAGCACGGAGAGAUUCGCCUACGCCGGACAGAACAACGCAAUCUUUAGCUACAGUGGGGCCGAGUCGGAGUACACCGAUGCGGAGAUUCUGAAGGAGCAGAUCGAGAACUGGUUCGCCGAGCGCCUGAAUGCCUCUCCCGAGAUCCUGGCCAGCUUCCCGGAGGAGCUGCCCAACAGGGCUGUGGCCAAGUUCACCGUUGCCGUUGCGGAGAAGAACACCCACGUGGGAUGUGCCGCCGUGCGCUUCUCCCGGGACUUUUACAACCACUUCGUGCUGACCUGCAACUUCGCCACCUCGAAUAUCGUGGGUCAGCCCGUCUAUACUCCGGGAGAGAAGGCCGCCACUGGAUGCAGGAACCGAUAUGGUGCCGCCUACGACUACCCCAGUUUGUGCUACGCCAAGGAGAUCUACGACAACGAGAAGAUCAUUGAAAACGCCAGAGUUUUCUAGGUUGACCAAGAAAUAGGAAUAUCCACAUGACUACGGAACGGAAGCUUUAUUAAUAUCAUAGAUUACAUAUGUACUUAAAUGCGGCUGACAAUAAUGAUUUCAAUUCGAUUUCAA